Molecule: messenger RNA, 687 nt
Organism: Gekko japonicus
Lineage: Eukaryota; Metazoa; Chordata; Lepidosauria; Squamata; Gekkonidae
Gene: APCS
Product: amyloid P component, serum
Exons: 2
Coding region: 1-687 (228 amino acids)
Biological process (GO): innate immune response
Molecular function (GO): complement component C1q complex binding
Source: RefSeq, a predicted model, not a curated record
AUGAAGAUCCGGCAGACCUUUCUCCUCAUCCUGGUGAGCUCCUUGGGGUCUCUGGCCCUGGAAGACCUCAAACAGAAGACUUUGGUUUUCCCAGAGGCAUCCAACACAGCUCAUGUGAUUUUGAGGCCUGUGCGUCAGCAACCUUUGACCAAUUUCACCGUCUGCCUGAGAUCCUACACAGACCUGAGCCGUGGCCACAGCCUUUUCUCGUACGCCACCAGGAAGGCCUACAACGAGUUGCUGGUCUACAAACACAAACCCAACCAAUACAGUUUGUAUGUGGGGGGGUCAAUGGUGACCUUCAGCAUUGCAGACAAUCCGGUCCCCAAACCGCUGUGGGAGCACAUUUGUGUCAGCUGGGAGUCCGUCACAGGAAUAGCAGAGCUUUGGCUGAACGGGGUUAGCUUGCCCCGCAAGGGAAUGAAGAGAGGUUACACCAUCGGUCCGGAAGCUUCUAUCGUCCUUGGGCAGGAGCAGGAUUCCUUUGGAGGAGGCUUUGACAUCAACGAGUCCUUCACAGGGGAGAUCUCGGAUGUGUUCAUGUGGGAUCGGGUGCUUUCCUCCCAGGAGGUGGUCUCCGUUCGGUAUGGCGACCGCCUUUCCAACUACUUGAUUGACUGGCAAUCCCUAAAUUAUGAAAUCAAAGGCUAUGUGGUGGUGAAGCCCUCCACGUUUUCUUCUAGCUAA